This is a messenger RNA of Megachile rotundata (alfalfa leafcutting bee), 4384 nucleotides long. RefSeq lists its product as uncharacterized. NCBI's taxonomy places the organism in Eukaryota, Metazoa, Arthropoda, Insecta, Hymenoptera, Megachilidae. Gene Ontology annotation, cellular component: nucleus. Gene Ontology annotation, biological process: regulation of transcription by RNA polymerase II. The record is from RefSeq and is a predicted model, not a curated record. Gene Ontology annotation, molecular function: DNA-binding transcription activator activity, RNA polymerase II-specific; RNA polymerase II cis-regulatory region sequence-specific DNA binding.
ACAUGGGGUUCGUAUAAAAGGAUGCUUUUUCUGAAAAAAGAUUAGUAAUCGUUUCCAAGUUUCGACGAAGAGGAAUGCACAUACCAAUAAGGAAUGGCGACAGUAGGCCGUAGACCAAUGAAAACGUGCAGUGUAACGGGCAUUAGCGUCUGUGGGGCACUACCGGGAGCUGACCUUGGCGGCACUCAGCGGCACUUGGCUGUAUUCACGGAAGGCGCCCGAAAACGCUUCGGAAAAAGGCAUCGGGGGCAGCGCGCGUUCGUGUCGCCCAUUGUUAUCCUCGUCGCGUGUAAUGGCUACCGUAGAGUUUGUUGACGGUGCUCGGUCUGAUUGUUCGCGUAUCGGCCUAUGCUGAACUGCGGUGCACGACGACGUGGCGUAACACGAGGUGAAGAGAAUCGAGAAGUGAUCGGGCCGAGCUACCGCCAAUUUUAUGCAACCGAGAAACCGCGCUUCGUAUACCAGUCGCCGCAGCCGCCACCGCGCUUGGACGACAUGAUCUGCGCGGGUCAACGCUGCUCGUUGACAAGCGUGUAACUCGAAACUGAUUUCGCGGCAUCCACGAGGAGCGAGAUUACAGCUGCGUUGUGAUUAGUGUUCGUUUUAGCGAGAUCUAACGUAUCAAGAAGGUGCAACAAAGCGCUAAAUCGAUCGCCAUUGAUUUUCUACCGCGACCACGGCCCAACCGACACGAGGAACUUGUUCUCGGAUGUUGUAUAGGACGAAAUAUUUAAGUCAGUUAUUAAGGUUUCACGAUUGUCAGGAAUAGUGUGAUUGGUCGCGCGGUGUUCCGCGCCGAAAUCAUGGCAACUAAAAGAUCAUCCAUUUGGCACCCAGACAUGUAACCCGCGGCGCCCGUGUAGACUAUCACAUGGUCAAAGGCAACACAUCAAUGGCCCUAGAAUCAAAUGGCAACAACGUGGUGUGGUUGAACACAACCCGUCCUGAUCAAAUACAACAGGUAUGCAACUUGUGCAGCACGGCAACGUAAAGAAGGAACAAGUUUAUUUUCUGUUGAGCCAACCAAUCGAGCAGCCAGUGAAGUGUUCCAUGUUUACUCAAACCGAGCAAACCAAUAGUUUUACUCAGACGGAGCAGAGCAAUUCGAGCUACGGCGAUCAGAGACAGCAGCAAGCAGCCAUGUUUGACCCACAACAAAUACAGCAGCAACAAGCUGCACAGGGUCAACAAUCGCAGCAGCAGCAGUCUCAACAAAUGUAUGUCACGACAGACAAGAAAGAGGACAAAUCUCAGCAGCAACAGUCGGCAACUGCAGAGUUUCCUUUCUAUUACAAUGUCAACAUGCUCCAGAAGGUUCAAACAAACGCGGUGAGCACGAUUGGUGCGAUCACAACCGACGACAAGGGUUGUUAUCGCUUUGAUGUGCAACCUGUCGGUUAUAACACAUUAUUGAAUCAGAUGAGUAUUGCGGCUGCCACCAAUGCAACCUUCAAAUGUGACAUUUGUGGUUUGGUCUUUGGGCACAUGAGUUUGCUGAAUCAUCAUAAACGGAUUCAUAAUACAACACCUAGUAAUCUACAGCAACAACCACAGCAAGUUGUUGUCCAAGCACCUACAACAGUUACCGUUGCAACAACCCCAGAAAGACCAUAUACGUGUGACGUGUGUGGAGCAUGCUUUGCAUUACCAGGAGAAUUGAAGAGCCACAAGACAAAUAUGCAUCAAAAACCAAAGGUGCAAAUUUGUGAGGAUUGUGGUAGCGAAGACCCCUGUGAACAUCAUCCUACUAAAAUUAAGAAGACUAUCAAACCUGGUCAUCAUCCUGUAAAACGGAGGGGUGUUACCAGUGUCACUAAAUGUCACAAGUGUAAUGGCACAGGAAUAAUUUUUAUUGGCGGUAAACAAAACAGUCAAAACCAAGCAGAAAAACCGUUUCAUUGCAACGUCUGUGAUGGAACAUUCUCCAGAUAUUCGUCGCUUUGGUCCCACAAAAGACUUCAUUCUGGAGACAAACCUUUCAAGUGUGAAGUUUGCGGCUUAGCUUUUGCAAAAGCUGCUUAUUUAAAAAAUCAUGGACGAGUGCAUACUGGUGAGAAACCGUUUAAAUGCGGCGUUUGUGGCAUGCAAUUCUCGCAAAGUCCUCAUUUAAAAAAUCACGAGAGAAUUCAUUCUGGUGAACGUCCGUAUCAGUGUGAAGUGUGUGAAAAAACAUUUGCUAGACAUUCAACACUUUGGAAUCACAGAAGAAUUCACACCGGUGAAAAACCUUACAGAUGUAAUAUAUGUGGUUCGGCCUUUAAUCAAGCUACACAUCUGAAAAAUCACGCGAAAGUUCAUACCGGUGAAAAGCCACACAGAUGUGAUAUAUGCGAGAUCGGAUUUUCCGAUCGUUUUGCAUUAAAACGUCAUCGUGCAAUUCACGAAAAGUACGGGCAAACGGCUCGGAAUCAGAAUGCGAAUAAUCCGAGUAACGCACAGCAAGCGAACGCGAGUAAUCAACAACAGCAGCAACAGCAACAGCAGCAGCAGCCCCAACAGGCGCAACAAGGUCAACAGGUUGUCGUGGUAAAUGCCACGACUCCUGUUACCGUGAGCCAAGGUCAAGGGCAAGCGGUAAUGCUCGAAGAAGUCUACAAGUGUCAGGUGACCUUCCCAGAGCCUAAAUGAUUCAGCUAGAGAAUACCUUUCAGGAGCUGGUAAAGGGGUUAAUUUUUUAACCUUUUUAAGAGGAAAAGAAAAAGAUACUAAUUAACAUUGAGAAGGCGAUACACGUGCGUGCGAACGUUUGUAAUGCUGUAAAAAGAAACGUGGACAACAACAUUCAGCAAGAUGCAAGAUUCCAGAGUGAUUGACAGUAUGCUUCUCCGUGCAGAGAUUCGGAUUCUGUGGAAGAAUUUUCGAUGGCAAUCGGAUAUAUCUCCGAUAAAACACAUUGGAAACAAAAAGGAGGAUGUCAAAAAUAGGGAAAAGGGAAAAAGGCAAAGACUCGGCGAUAUUUUACGCGAGUGAGUAAUUUUCGUAAAACGUGACUCGGAAGGGUACGGCUCGUAAAAAAUCGAAACGCUCUCCCGACCACCAGUAGUAGUCAAGGAAAUAUUUCGUGAAUGAGUACGGGAACGACAUCGGGAUGAAAUGGAACUAAUGAUAACAAAUCUACUUUAUAUUUUCUCACUCGAGAUAAGCGCAUUACCUAGAAACAAGUUUGACAUCAGAUUGAAUAACAAUCGUUCCAAUGUAUUGUAAAUUACUUCCAAUUCGUUUACAAAAUCGAAUCGCGGAUCAGUUUUUGAUUUUAUCUCGUAUUUUAUGUGGGUCGCCCACCCGUUCGUUCCACGCGGAAUCAAACAAAAAAAAAAAAGAAAUUGUAGUAGACGUAUUAUAUCGAGGUUUCAUGACUCAUUGAACGAUAAUAUGUGAUAGCUUCGACUAAAUCUUGGCUAGGCAGGAAACGCGGUAACUUGAUCGCUUUGAUAUACUGGCAAAUCGUGCGUGCUGUGCAUAUUUACCAGCUACGUGGCAAAUGUUUUCGAGCAAAAUCGAAACGCGAACGGCAAAUACGAUGUGCCUGAAGGAAGUACGUUCGAUGAAAAACGCCUGAACCUCGACCCUUUUAUAAUUAAUUUAAGUAGAGAAGGAAAACGAAUGUAGCAAAUAUUAUUUUGAUCGUCUCCUGUCUUUUUUAUAUUCAUUGAAAUUGAUCAUCGAAUUUAGCAAAACGGGAGAGAAGAAAAGCACAGGAAAAGAAUAAAGAAAUAUAGAUCGUUAUAAAUAAAAUAAAAAGUGAACAUACUAUCAUCUUUACACGCGCAUCUCUACGUUAAAACGGAAGUCGUGGUGCGGAUAUCGCAGAUUUGAGCGAGCCCUCUUCCGUCCAGUCAUUCGGGAUCACAAUAAAAAAAUUGCGUUUAUUGCAAUGACAACGACCACGAUUAAAAUGACGGCAGGAGUAUAUCGCCACGCGAGGAAGAAUUUCUAUCUCACUAUGGAGCUGCAAUAAUAGUAGUGAAUAUCGACCGGCAGACUAAUCUGUUUUAUAAUUUUAAGGCCGUGAACUAUAAUGGAUAUCAGUUACUAAAAAAAAAAAAUAGUUGCUAGUUUAUAAACGGCAAAUAGCUGGCUAGAUUAUCUUAUACGAUAUAUACAUAUUAAUUUUUAUAUCCCCACUUGUUAAAAGCGAUGGCACCAACAUCCGUGUCACUAUGGAACUCUUGAAUAUAAUGAUAAAUCAAGAAACGAUUCGAUUUGUAAUUAAAAAACAAGUAAAAAAUAUCGACGGUGCCACGGUACCGACUGGUCGGUAAACUCGUGGUAUUGACGAUGAUCAAGGAUGCAUUCGCGCCAUUUAAAGAAGACAAGCGUUGUUCCUCGGACAUCUUCGUCGACUGUAUCGGUUUCCGCGAUUAAACUUUUUUUUAAUCUAAAA